Molecule: messenger RNA, 1312 nt
Organism: Dendrobium catenatum
Lineage: Eukaryota; Viridiplantae; Streptophyta; Magnoliopsida; Asparagales; Orchidaceae
Product: 5'-nucleotidase SurE
Exons: 10
Coding region: 95-1051 (318 amino acids)
Cellular component (GO): cytosol
Molecular function (GO): nucleotidase activity
Source: RefSeq, a predicted model, not a curated record
CAGGUUGGGCGAACCAGCUCCUUUUGGUCAAGUGCUGUUUGCUUCGGUGAAGCGGGAAUCAAGUUCUGUGGGGUUGCGCGGGUAGCCGGAGCGGAUGGAAGCAGGAUCGUACGCGGAAGCCGAAGCCACUGGCCGGCCGACAGUGCUGGUGACAAACGACGAUGGGAUCGAUGCCUUGGGCCUGCAACACCUCGUACAGCUCCUCGUCGCCGCCAAUCGAUAUCGCGUUCUCGUCUGUGCACCCGAUGUAGACAAUUCAGGUGUAAGUCAUAGCAUCACUUGGCGCCGUGCUGUUUGUGCAAAGCAAGUUGAAAUUAAGGGAGCUUCAGCAUUUGCAGUUUCAGGGACACCUUCAGAUUGUGCUUCUCUAGGAAUCUCUGGAGUGCUUUUUUCUGGUUUAGUUCCUGACCUGGUAGUCAGUGGCGUCAACAUUGGAAACAACUGCGGAUAUCACGUUGUAUACUCCGGUACUGUUGCUGGUGCACGUGAGGCUUUUUUGAAUGGUGUCCCUUCCAUUGCCAUAUCAUACGAUUGGGUUGGAGGUAAGAGCAACGUUCAGGAUCUCAAACUAGCUGUAGAGGUAUGCUUGCCAGUAAUAAACGCUGUAUUGACUGAAUUGAAGAAUAAGACAUAUCCCAAAGGAUCAUUUUUGAAUAUAGACGUGCCAACAGAUGUAGCUAAUCAUAAGGGUUUCAAGAUAACAAAACAGGGUACAUAUAUGAUAAGGAUUGGGUGGAAGCAGACUCAUGUCAAUACACCAGCUACAGAAAGCUAUCAAACAGCAAGCAUUGAGGGAAAUACUGUUGUGGACACUGAAAUGGAUGUUGUUUCAGCUCCAUUGCAGGAUCAGCUUUUGUUCAAGAGAUCGGUUUCACGUUUGAGCUUUGAACAAAAAGAUGAUGAGGACACGGACUACUGGUCUCUCCAAAAUGGCUACGUUACAAUUACACCCCUUGGUGCCCUUUCGCUGACAGAAAUAGAGGAUGUAACUUACUUCAAAGAUUGGUUGAGGCAUUUGGUUGAUUAUUCAACAUCCUCGUCAUCUUUAUAGAAAAGAUGCAUCAAAUUAUUACUUGUAGAAGACUGAAAAAUUACAUGGAGUUGCUCUUAUAAAUUCAGUUUUCGCAGACAUUUGUCUUCCCAACUUAUGAGCCCUUGUGGUACCAUCUGCUUCAUUUUCAAUUUAUUUAUCAAACUUUUGUUCCAUGCUAUCUUAUGCAACUUCCGAUUUCUCACAAUAAAGUGUGAUUGUACGAGCAAAGAACACCGUAUUGUCAUUGGACUUCUUGCAAGGCAUGAUUUUUUUUUAUUC